AAUCGAUCGCCAUCUUUCUUCUACUUCCUGCUUCUCUGUCCGUGUCUCAUAUCAAUGUAUUUUCCUUCUUCUGCCAAACCCUUCCCUCUUCUCCUCUCCUCUCUCUGUGUUUCUGUCUGUUCGUGUUCCUGUCUUUCCUCCUGUGUCUCUGUCUGUCCGUCUCUCUCUGUCCUUCGCUCGCUCUCGCUCUCUUUCUCUGUCGCCGUCCCUGCCUUGCUGUGAUACCUACAGGAGCAGCACUCGGGGGAGCAGCAAGGGGAAAGACAUCAGCACCAUCAAGUCUCUCAGGGUGCUCCGCGUACUGCGCCCUCUCAAGACCAUCAAACGACUGCCCAAGCUCAAGGCAGUGUUUGACUGCGUGGUCAACUCUCUGAAGAACGUGCUGAACAUCCUGAUCGUGUACAUGCUGUUCAUGUUCAUCUUCGCCGUGGUGGCUGUGCAGCUGUUCAAAGGUCGCUUUUUCUACUGCACCGACGAGUCCAAGGAGUUUGAGCGUGACUGCAGGGGGGAGUACUUGGUGUACGAGCGAGAUGAGGUGAAAGCUCAGAAGCGGGAGUGGAAGAAGUACGAUUUCCACUAUGACAACGUGGCUUGGGCCCUGCUCACCCUCUUCACCGUGUCUACUGGAGAGGGGUGGCCGCAGGUGUUGAAGCACUCGGUGGACGCCACCUAUGAGAACCAGGGUCCGAGCCCGGGGUACAGGAUGGAGAUGUCCAUCUUCUACGUGGUGUAUUUCGUUGUCUUCCCCUUCUUCUUCGUCAACAUCUUCGUGGCCCUCAUCAUCAUCACCUUCCAGGAGCAGGGGGACAAGAUGAUGGAGGACUACAGCCUGGAGAAGAACGAGAGAGCCUGUAUAGACUUUGCCAUCAAUGCCAAGCCCCUGACCAGACACAUGCCUCACAACAAGCAGAGCUUCCAGUAUCGCAUGUGGCAGUUUGUGGUGUCGCCUCCCUUUGAGUACAGCAUCAUGGCUCUGAUCGCGCUCAACACCAUUGUCCUCAUGAUGAAGUACAAUGGAGCUUCGGAGGUGUAUGAUAAAGUGUUGAAGAACCUCAACAUCGUGUUCACUACUCUCUUCUUCAUGGAGUGCAUCCUCAAAAUCAUUGCCUUUGGUGUGCUGAACUAUUUCCGAGACGCGUGGAAUAUUUUUGACUUUGUCUCGGUCCUCGGAAGCUUUUCUGAUAUUUUAGUCACAGAAUUUGGGAAUAACUUCAUCAACCUGAGUUUCUUACGGCUGUUCCGGGCUGCUCGCCUCAUCAAGCUCCUGAGACAGGGAGAGACCAUCCGCAUCCUGCUGUGGACCUUCGUGCAGUCCUUCAAGGCGCUGCCCUACGUCUGUCUGCUGAUCGGAAUGCUGUUCUUCAUCUACGCCAUCAUAGGCAUGCAGCUGUUUGGUAACCUGGCGCUGGACGAGGAGGAGGCCAUCAACGAGCACAACAACUUCAGAACCUUCAUCAUGUCCCUCAUGCUGCUCUUCAGGAGUGCCACGGCGAGGCGUGCAUGACAUCAUGCUGGCGUGUCUGGGGGGGAAGGAGUGUGACGUGCGGUCGGGGAACACAGAGAAGGAGUGCGGCUCCACCUUCGCCUACACCUACUUCGUCUCCUUCAUCUUCUUCUGCUCCUUCCUGAUGCUGAAUCUGUUUGUGGCGGUCAUCAUGGACAACUUUGAGUACCUGACCAGAGACUCGUCCAUCCUGGGUCCUCAUCACCUGGACGAGUACGUCAGGAUCUGGGCCGAGUACGACCCUGCUGCCUGG
This is a messenger RNA of Osmerus eperlanus (European smelt), 1757 nucleotides long. Its product is annotated as voltage-dependent P/Q-type calcium channel subunit alpha-1A-like. Bases 404 to 1504 code for a protein of 366 amino acids. Gene Ontology annotation, cellular component: neuronal cell body; membrane; voltage-gated calcium channel complex. The transcript is spliced from 13 exons. NCBI's taxonomy places the organism in Eukaryota, Metazoa, Chordata, Actinopteri, Osmeriformes, Osmeridae. Gene Ontology annotation, molecular function: high voltage-gated calcium channel activity. Gene Ontology annotation, biological process: chemical synaptic transmission; calcium ion import across plasma membrane. The record is from RefSeq and is a predicted model, not a curated record.